Messenger RNA from Guillardia theta CCMP2712, 1575 nucleotides. RefSeq lists its product as hypothetical. The record is from RefSeq and is a predicted model, not a curated record. The annotation marks the transcript as partial. Gene Ontology annotation, molecular function: DNA translocase activity; ATP binding; ATP-dependent chromatin remodeler activity. NCBI's taxonomy places the organism in Eukaryota, Cryptophyceae, Pyrenomonadales, Geminigeraceae. The transcript is spliced from 23 exons. Gene Ontology annotation, cellular component: nucleus. Gene Ontology annotation, biological process: reciprocal meiotic recombination; double-strand break repair via synthesis-dependent strand annealing.
AGGUUUUUGCGCGAGCAUCAGCGUCAAGGAGUUCAGUUCAUGUUUGAAUGCGUUACUGGCCUGAGAAACUUUGGGGGGUAUGGCUGUGUGUUGGCAGAUGAUAUGGGUCUUGGGAAAACCUUUCAGAGCGUGACAUUGCUUUGGACACUUUUGACGCAGGGUAUUGAAGGAAAACCGACGAUCACACGAGCCGCUGUCAUCUGCCCAACAAGUCUAGUCAAGAACUGGGCCAAUGAAAUUACAAAGUGGUUGGGUGAUCGACUAGAUGGAGGUGUUUUAGCCUUGAGCGAGAGCGCUCGUGAAGACGUGAUCGACGCUAUCAAUCGCUAUACGCGCAAAGGAAUUUACCAACGUGAACGAAAAUUUCCACCUGUCUUGAUUAUCAGCUACGAAACAUUCCGCAUCCAUGCAGGUAGGUUUCAUUGUCAUACUUCAGCGAUUUGCUGCAAAUGGACCAGAGCUCAUCGUCUAAAGAACGACAAAACGAUCACUAACAAGGCUUUGGCUUCCCUUCCCUGCCUUCGCAGGGUUUUACUUUCGGGAACUCCAAUGCAGAAUGAUUUGGAAGAAUUUUUCGCAAUGGUUGAUUUCACAAAUCCUGGUGUGCUAGGGACUGCUGCACAAUUCAGAAAGAUGUAUCAGUCGCCUAUUCUUACGGGACGCGAGCCGGAUGCUACUGAGUCUCAGCGAGAGAAAGGCAACGAGGCCCAGGGAGCUCUAUCCAACCUUGUCAACAUCUUCAUACUGCGACGAACAAACGAGCUUUUAUCGAAGCAUCUUCCUCCAAAAGUUGUGCAGCUGGUCUGUUGUAAACUUUCUCCCUUGCAAAUUCAGUUGUACAGAGCCAUCAGUAGCUCAAAGGAUGUGAUGCGCAUGUGUAAAGGAACAGGAAAGACUACAAAACAGGUUCUCGCCUGUAUUACUUCUCUGAAGAAAUUAUGCAACCACCCAAAGCUUAUUUUCGAUGUCAUUCGAGCAGCACAAAGUAUGCCUGCACUCUCCAGUUACAUCGUCUCUGAGCUUUCCGUCAGACUCGGGCAGUUUUCCGGGAAACUGGCUGUCCUCGAGCGAAUGUUGCACAUCCUGUACCAUGAGAAGAAAGAAAGGAUUGUUCUCAUAUCAAACUACACCCAGACUCUGGAUCUAUUUCAAAACAUUUGUCGAACAUGCAACUAUCCCUUUGUGCGAUUGGAUGGUACAACGUCCGUCAAGAAACGACAAAAACUGGUGGAUGUCUUCAACGACCCUACCCAGCAUCAGUUCGCCUUCCUGUUGAGCAGCAAGGCUGGCGGCUGCGGCUUGAACCUCGUUGGAGCUUCCCGACUUGUCCUGUUCGACCCUGACUGGAACCCAGCCAACGACAAACAAGCGGCCGCGCGAAUCUGGCGAGACGGGCAGAAGAGAAGAGUGUUCGAGUACAGAUUCUUCUCCACUGGAACGAUAGAGGAGAAGGCAAGGAAACGCGCAGACUGCCGGGGAAGUGAAACUUUCUUCACUCAGGUGUAUCAGCGUCAGUUGUCCAAGGAAGGCUUGCAGGUGCUUCGCUUGAGAGCAUUGCGACACGCACAGCACUGA